AUGUUAUUGACUGCAAAAAUACUUGUUUUUACCGUGAAUGUUUUCCUAAGAGUGGCAACAGGCUUGGACAUUGGAUUAUCCACGAAAUGCGUAGUGAUACCCAAGGAGAUGGGCAUGUGCCACAAGAUUGGAUAUUCUGAAAUGAGACUUCCCAACCUGAUGGGACACACAAGCAUGGCAGAGGUUAUCCAAAAAUCCACCACCUGGCAGCACCUUGUACACACAGACUGCCACCCUCACGUGAGGACGUUCCUGUGCUCCCUGUUUGCACCCAUCUGUUUAGACACGUUCAUCCAUCCUUGUAGGAGUAUGUGUGCUGCUGUCCGUGACAGCUGCGCCCCGGCGCUCCUCUGCCACGGCCACCCCUGGCCUGCCAGCCUGGACUGCGACCGAUUCCCGGGAGAUGAGGACGUGUGCCUGGCGCCUCUCACGAAGGACUAUAAACACCUGCACAAAGUCCUACCAAAGCCUACCUGCCAGACCUGCCCAGCAGUGGAGGAAUUCUUUACACACAAAAGAGUUCUUGAAGUUUUCUGUGAUAGUAACUUUGCAGUGAAAGUAAAGCUGUCCAAGAAAAGAACAGCAUUUGAGGACCAAGAGUAUAACAUUGAAUGCCAGGUGGAAUUCAUUACCCAGGGCUCACUCUUGCCCUAUGAAACUCAGAGUAUGAUACAACAGUGGCUGCUAAUUAAUGAAAAAUGUAUAGAGAGGAUGAGCCCAACCCACCGUCCCAUGGUGUAUCUCCUUGUGGGGAAUAUUGAAGAGGGCAUCAUUUUGGUAAAACAGGUUUAUCGCUGGCAGAGGAAGGAUUCACAGCUGACUUUGGCUACUCAGAAGUGGAGAUACCAUAAAUGCUUGUAA
This is a messenger RNA of Hirundo rustica (Barn swallow), 861 nucleotides long. Its product is annotated as secreted frizzled-related protein 2-like. Gene Ontology annotation, biological process: negative regulation of canonical Wnt signaling pathway; canonical Wnt signaling pathway; non-canonical Wnt signaling pathway. The record is from RefSeq and is a predicted model, not a curated record. Bases 1 to 861 code for a protein of 286 amino acids. Gene Ontology annotation, molecular function: Wnt-protein binding. The transcript has 4 exons. NCBI's taxonomy places the organism in Eukaryota, Metazoa, Chordata, Aves, Passeriformes, Hirundinidae.